AUGGCCUCCGACAGCGAGCACGACAUAGAAAAGGAGCUCCAGCUCGCUGUGACCGCUGUCGACCAGGAACAUGAAUUAGUCAAGCCCGCGCAAGGCUUCUUCGCCAAAAUCCGCUAUUAUGAAGAUCUCUUGGACCGCAAACUGGGGAUUGAGUCCCACAGUCUCGAUCGCGUGCAUCCCGAGAAUCGCAACUCGCCUAGUCCUCUGGUGAUGGCGUUGAUGUGGGCUUCGGCGACAAUGAAUAUCAGUUGUUUCAGUACGGGGUUCUUGGGCCGGCAAUUUGGCUUGUCACUUGGGGAGACGAUCCCGAUUGUGAUUUUCGCGACGCUGUUGGGUGCUAUGGUGACGGGCUGGUGCGCUACUAUGGGCCCUGGAACGGGUCUGCGCCAAGUUGCCAUCUCGCGCUACUCGCUGGGUUACUACCCUUCGUCCAUCAUUGCCUUGCUCAAUGUAAUUGAGCAGCUGGGCUGGGCUUCUGUCAACUGCAUCACGGGCGGAUUGGCACUCAACGCCGUGUCUGAUGGUCAUGUCUCCGUCGCCGUGGGAGUCGUCAUCAUCGCCUGCGUUAGUCUCCUAUUCAGCUUCGUCGGACUGCGCGGUGUACUACUCUAUGAGAAAUACGCGUGGAUCAUGUUUUUCAUCAUUUUCAUGAUCAUCUAUGGCGAAGCCGCUCAUCGCGCCAACCUCUCCGAAGCCCCGACGGUGACUGGAAUGACUAAAUCAGGCAACGUGCUCAGUCUUAUCGGUGUCAUCUAUGGAUCUAGCGCCUCGUGGAGCUCCAUCGUAUCCGAUUUCUACGUCCAUUACCCCGUCAACACGUCCAAGGUUAAGAUCUUUACAUACACGACUCUCGGUAUCACAAUCCCCACUUGUAUCGGCAUGCUGCUCGGUGCCUGCAUCAGUUCGGCAUUGGACACGAACCCCGAGUGGGCGGAAGCGUACGACACGGGCAUUGGCGAGAUCUUGAAAACGAUCAUCUACCCCACCGGGUUUGCCAAAUUUUUGCUUGUGCUGCUCGUCUUAUCUGGCAUUGGUGUGAACUGUAUUGCGAUUUACUCCGGUGCACUGUCGGCCCAGCUGUUCGCGGCCCCAUUCGCCAAGGUCCCGCGCGUGCUUUGGUCAUUCCUUGUCUUCGGCGGUAUUCUGGCUCUUGGAAUCGCAGGUCGUAAUUCCUUGCUCGAUGUCUUGGAGAAUUUCCUCUCUCUGCUCGGGUACUGGAACACUUCAUUCUUUGUGAUCCUCUUCAUUGAGCAUUAUUAUUUCCGAAAGGGAAAUCUCGCGAACUAUGAUUUGGACGCCUGGAAUACCCCUUCCAAGAUGCCUGUUGGUUAUGCCGGACUAACGGCCUUCCUGUGCGGUGCCGCAGGCUGGAUUGUGGGUAUGGUGGAGACAUACUAUGUUGGCGCACUCGCAGCAAAAAUCGGAACAGAUGGCGGUGACAUUGCCAAUGAGCUGGCCCUCGUGUUCACCAGCAUUUCCUACCUGCCACUGAGGACCCUUGAGUUGCGCUAUGUGGGACGGUAA
Molecule: messenger RNA, 1524 nt
Organism: Penicillium maclennaniae
Lineage: Eukaryota; Fungi; Ascomycota; Eurotiomycetes; Eurotiales; Aspergillaceae
Product: putative nucleoside transporter
Exons: 3
Coding region: 1-1524 (507 amino acids)
Biological process (GO): transmembrane transport
Cellular component (GO): plasma membrane; fungal-type vacuole membrane
Molecular function (GO): transmembrane transporter activity
Source: RefSeq, a predicted model, not a curated record